AUGACGACCACCAGGCUCGUUCCCCAAUGGAACGGGUUUAUGCAUCUCGUGAAUGAAGCCAUUCAAAACAGCAAGAACCUCACAGAGAUUGCAAAGAAUGAAGUAGUUGUGUUGAGUGACCGAGCCAAAAUACUGUUCAAAGAAACUUAUUCUCAGACCAUGCCGAUUAUAUGCCAUUACUUCAUUGAAGCCCACUUCUUUGCUGCCCUCUCCUGGGUGUCAUCCUACACAAAAGAAACCCUGGCUGUGGUGUGGAUGAAGAAUGCAAUUGAUGGCAUGGUUGAAAGGAAAACCUUCCCAAUGAAUGAGCAACUGCCUCCCAUCAAGCUGCUCGUCCACGCGGGCUCCUUUCAUGUCAUUGUGGCCUACUGUGGCGACAUGAUCUUGAGGCUCUUUGGGGAUCAUUUUAGGGAAUUCCAACCCCUGAGCACUGUGCCCUGUCGCUUUGAUAUCAGCUGUCUCUGCUUUGAUCCAGUCACAGGGCUGCUUCUGGCUGGCACCCUGGGGGCGGUGGUCAGCUGGGUCAUUCAACAGAAAGGCAAGGGCCUCCAAAUGACUCAGAUAUUUUCCAUACCUGGUGAUGAGCUGGUCCAAAAGAUUGUUCGGAAUGGCCCCAACAACCAGCUCGUUGCCCUGUGUGAAACUGCGCUGAGAGUCCUUGAAUACAAAUACGGUCAGCUGGAGGAGGCGCAGAAGUUCACUGCCACUAGCAGCCGCUCUCCCUUCACCUGCUGUUUCAGCAGUCUUGAGAGGAACCUCGUCUACGCCGGAAACAAGAGUGGGCAUGUCCACGUGUGGAAAGUAGGUCUAAGCCAGGCCCUCCACAGCUUCAGGGCCCAUACCUCCCCAAUGAUAUGUGUGCACGGCCGGGCAAAGGCCCACACCCUGUUAACGGCUUGCAAGGAAGGCGUCAUCAAGGAGUGGAACCUCACCUCGGGGACCCUGCUCCGGAAGAUGGUCCUCAUGGAGGAGCUCUGGGACCUCCAGUUUAUUGACAGCAGCACUUUCUUCUGCCAGACAGCUCAGAACUUUACCUUGCGCAACCUGCCCUGCUUCUACAACCUCUUCAACAUCUGCGGUUCCACCCCGCAGCAGCUGAGCCGGAUCCACUGCAAGGACAGCUGCUACCGGAUCCUGUGCGCCACCGAGGACGGCCUGCUGCGUUUCCUGUCCCCCAUCACGGGGGAACUCCUCAUGGUCACCUGGCCCCUGAAGAUCCUCGACCGGGCUGUGGACUGGGCCUACGACCCAAAUAAGGAGGAGCUCGUGGUGGCAACGGGGACCUCACAGGUGCUGGUGUUCGACACGACCCGCAACCCCUGCCCGGUCAAGUAUCUCCUGUGUACCUCACCAGAUGACCACGACUUCAUCCAGUGCCUGGCUUACGGGAAUUUCUACCUGGGGCGGGGGCUGGAAGGACUGAUAUUCUCUGGGCAUCAGAGUGGCAUGGUAAAAGUGCUUUCCCAGCACAGCUGCGCCAGAAUUGAGAAAGUCAUGCACUAUGGGGCUGUGCUGGCUCUGUCAGCGCUCUACGGAGGGCUUCUGAGCAGCCGGGAAAGCUCUUUGCUUUGCUCCUAUGGGAUGGACGACUACAUACAAUUGUCGGAAACUGUGUUCACUGGUAGCAGAUUACAGUUUCGGGCCUUGGCUAGCAUUCUCAGCAGCUGUCCCCUCAGACACCUGGUCCUCCUACCAACGGCUGUAGGCGCCAUCACAGACAGCAACUGCCUACGGCUCUGGGAGUUCCGUGACUUUCUGUCCUUCGGGUCAGAUCAGGGCACCCGGUUCAUCGAGACGUUGCCUCUGCACCAGUGUCCCAUCGUCAGCUUCGACGUCUGCUUGCCCUUGAGUCUCUUUGCCACCAGAGGGUCUGAUGGCUCCGUCCGCCUCUGGGACUUCCAAGGUAGACUUAUAGCCAUGCUGGACUCAUCCCUGUACUUUGGCCCGCUCUGCUUUCUGAAUGACCGGGCUGACCUGCUGAUUACCUUCAACCAGGGUAUUUAUCUGGUACCCUGCUUGAAACUGCUCCCCCCAAUCACGCUUUCUCGCCUCACCCUUAUGAGCAUAACAGAUGACAUGGUAGAGAUCCCCAAACCUUUCUCGCCAAGCUUCUUCCUCUCUUUUGAGACCAUAUUUGUGCCUAAGUAUACCUACCAAGAUUACCGGAAACAGGAGCUGGAAGGCCUGGCGAGCCUCAUAAAUAAGCGGGCCAUUGCCUUCGACAAUAACGUGCCACACGUGGUAGAAGAAGGCGGCGAUGGGGCCACUGUGCUACUGAGUGUCUGCAAGGAGGACAUUUUGGAGGAAACUGACUUGGAUGCAGGUAGCAGGAAACCCCAAGGUCAUUAUGUGGCUCCUCCUCAGUUACAGUUGACUGCCUGGGAUGGGCUCAACCCCUACCACAUACUGCGAUGCUAUUUUGGUCAUGGGAGGAAAUGGCUUCUUGCUCCUGAUUGCUAUAUUCCCAACUCGGUGAUCCGUGCCCGUCUCUGGCCAGAAGGCACCCCGGUAUUCCUACAGUGCAGACUGCACCCACCCCAACGGCCUCUGGACUUGGAAAAGAAUCUGUCAUUCUUCUGGAAGAGAAAGAAAAGAACGACCAGUAUUGUAGAAAAAGAGGACGAAGGCUUCCUGAAAAAGAGGUUGACUAAGGAUGUCACUUACAGCGUCCUCAUAGACGCAGCGAACCGCAGCUGGGUGGGGAAAAAGAUGAGCGAAGUGGCCAUCAACAGCAUGGUCGAGGCGAUCCUGAACAUCAUGUGCAGUGCUAACUCGCUGAAGUACCAGUGCUGCGUGGGCGCGCUGGGGCAGAUCUUCGCCUCCUACCAAGUGUCCGCAACUCUGCGCUCUGAAACAGCCCGCCGCCUGCUGGACGACACAUCGCAUUCCAACCCGCACAUCCGGGAACUGGCCUGGGAAGGGCUGAAGCGUCUCGGGAUGAUUACUCACCUCUUUGCCUUGCCUCUGGCCCAGGGGUUAAUAGACAAGGACCCAAGGGUUAGGGAUAAAGCCCUGGUCUUAAUGCCUGAGACUGGAGUCAGUUCAAAGACCUCACUCUUAAACCUGAUGCAGAAACCAGACCUUUUCCAGGAUUUUCAGCAAGAGAUGAUUGGGGAGGAGUCCCUGGACAACCUUUUGGGGAUGCGGCCCGUGGACGUUCAGAUCCUCAUCGCUCAAAUAGAGAGGCGAUUAAGUGAAAAUCUGACGGUGACCAGAGUAGAUAGGAAGCUGGAGGCUUUUUCCAAGCUCCCAGGGGCCUCUGCACCUAGUAAGGCCUUUGUAGGCAUCCCAAUUCCUGAGGAACCUGAAGUCAAGACCAGCAAAAGCCAAAAACGGGUCCGGGCAGCGAGCAAAAAACAUGCCCGGAAAUCAAUGCGAGUUUUCAGAAAGGCUAAAGAGAUGGCUAAAGAGAAGAAACGAGAGGAGAGUGAUGCGGGUGAAGCUGAAACUGUCCGCUCCAGUUCUUCAGCCACCACCUCCAGAGCCUCUGAAAUUACAGAGACAGAUAUCUUAAAGGAUCGUAUUUCUGUGGCCAUGAGGUUGAGGAAAAGGGCAAAAAUGCCAGAAAAGAAAGCUCCCAAACUCAUCAAGCACAAGAAGAAGAAGAAGGAAGGGGAAGAAGAAGAAGUCACCGAGGAGCCUGCAGCCGAACCACCUCAUCCGAGGAGAAGGCUCAAGGCUUCCGAGCGGGGCGUUGGGGGAGCUCCCGGUAGGGCUCUCCCUGCAGAAAAUGCAUGGCGGGACGAUCUGUGCCGGCUUGUGAACCUGAGGAUGGCCGGUUCCGAAACAGGGAUAAUGACAGAUCUAAAUGAUGAGCUAGUGGCUACUGCUAAGGAGAUGCUGAUGGGCAAGUGUCCCAGCUGGGAAAUCUUUAAGGACAUCUGCCCCUUCCUGAAGGAGGAGCCUCAGGACACUAGGGCGGGAAUACCCCGGCAAAAGGAAAGACCAACUACAGGCAGAGCAAUUAGAGAUCACAUGGUUGUCAAGGGUGAGAGAGAGAUGCCAGAGGCUGCAGGAGAAAAGUUCCGAAGAGAAAAGGAAGUGACUCCCAAAAAGGACAAAGUUGCUUCCUUAGAACCAGGUGAUGUAGACAGAGAGCGAAAACUCAAGAAGGAGGAGAAGAAAACUAAGAAGAAGGCGAAAUCAGAGAAAAUAGCCAAGAAAAAGGAGGUGAUGGAAAGGGUAGAACCAGAAGAAAAAGCAGAGGAGGAAGACAGAAAGCUGUCUUGGGAAGAGUGGAAGACGUCCUGGAAUGAGUGGCAAGAAGUCCUACAUCAAAAGACAGUACCUUGGGAGGACUGGAAGAAGACAUGGGACAGGAAGUAUUUCAGAGAACGGGAGAGGUUCAGGGCUGGAGAGAAGCUGCUGAAGAGUGAGCAAGACAGGAAGAAGCUGACAUGGGACGAGUGGAAACAGAUCUGGGAAGACGUCAUGUCGAAGGUCCAAACUGAGGAGACACUGGGUUUGGGGGAAACAGUGUCUGUAGAAUUAGAGAAGGAAAAGACAGAGCCUCUCACAGCAAUGCAGAAACAGAUGCUAGAAAUACAGAGACAGGCCAGGUCUGAGUGGAAACAAGCGCGAUCUGAAAGGGAACGAGCCAAAGAGCAGAGAUUGCUAGCACAAGAAGAGGAGAAACUUGCACAAGAAGAGAAAAAGCUAGCCCAGGAAGAGAUGAAACUGGCCCAAGAAUAUGCGAAAAGGGCUUGGGCAUCUGAGAAAGUGGCCCACCUGGACGUAGCCCUCGGUGAGAAACAGGAACUCCUGGCCAGAGAAGAGGAAAUUCUAAGCAAAGGAGCAGAGCAACUGGCUCAGAAAAAAAGAAAACUGGCCAGAGAGAUAGAGAAACUGGCUCACGAGGAAGAAAAAAAUGCAAAGAAAAGGGAGAAAAUGGCUGCGGUACAAGCAAUGUUGGCCCCAAAAAUGGAAACCGUGAUCCAAAAGGAACAGAGUCUUGUCCUGAAAGAAAAGCAGCCGAAAGAAGCAGCAAAGAGGAUAGAGUGGGAAAUCAGGGAGCUAGCUUGGAAAGAAGAUGAACUGAAUGAGGAAGGGGAAAGGCUGGCUCAGAGAAGGGAGAAACUGGCUAAAAAGGAGACGAAGUUGGCCUGGCAGGAGGAGCAUCUUGCCAUGGAGGAGCUGAUGCUGGCCCAUGAGGAAAAACUGCUGAUUAAGGAUGAGGAAGCCCUGGCCCAGAAGGAAGAGAGAAUGCCCGAAGAAGAGAAGAAACUGCAGCUGAGGAGGGCGAGCCUGAAAGAGAGGAAGGAGAACCUGGCCAAGGCGAAGGAGAUUCUGGCCCAGAAAAUGAAGGAACUCGAAGAAAAGAAGCAAAGACUCUCUGAGGAUGAAAAAACUCUGGCCUCGGAAAAGCACAUCCUCUCUCUGGAAAAAGAAAGGCUGGCUGAGAGGGAGACGGCUCUCAGUAAGAGCGAAGAAAAAAUUCUCCAGGAAAAAGAGCAAGUACAGAAUGUAAAAAGCAAACUGGAGGAGUACAGGCAGAAAAUGGAAAACUUGUUCGAGAAGCUGAAGGAGGACAAGGGGCUCCUCAUGGACAGGAGAGUGAAGCUGGUUGAAGUAGAGAAGGGAGUGGAGCAGGAAGAGAUGCUUCUGGCGGAAAAGCAAGGGACCUUAGCCCAGGAGAAAAUGAAGCUAGCCGAUGAAAUCCAGGCGGUGAUACAGAGAAGCAAACUUUUCAGAGAGGAGACUGAGAUUGCUGAAGAAGGGACGGCCUUGAUGGGCGAAAUGGAGAAGGUGGUGAAGGAGAAGAUGAAGCUGGAAGAGGAGGAAAAGCUCUCUAAAAGAGGGACAGAAGAGAUCUCACAGCAGAAAAGACUCUCAAUAUUCAUGCUAGACAUGAUGAAGAAAAGAAUAUCCCUGGAGGAGAAGAUCCUAACCCACGAAGACAGACUGUUGGCCACGGAGGAAAAGAACGCUGCCAGGCAGAGUCUGGAGCUUGUCAGAGGCGAGAGAAUACAUGCCCAGGAAGAGAGGAAAUUAGCCAAAGCCGUAAGCAAACUGCAGAAGGCGAUAAGUGUUUCCAGGGUGCUAUCCCUGAGGAAAAGGUCCUUGAAGGAGCUUCAAAAGCUGGUCAUCAAAGAAAAGGCAAUGACCCAGAAAGAAAGAAAGAUGACGAAGUUAAAGCGGACACUGUUUGAAAAGGAGGUCGAACUAGGUAUGGAGGAGGAAAGGCUUGACAUGAAGGAGCUAGAUGCUUCUGAAGAACAGCCAGAAGUCAUCAAGGAUGAGAGGAAACUAGCUAAGAGCGAGAGAGAUGUGGCCGAGGAAAUGAGAGAACUGAGACGCCAAGAGCAAAUAGUUGCUAAGGAAGAACGUGAGUUUGACUGGACGCUUGUGGUGUUGCCAGAUGAUCAGGAAGACAUCGAGGAAGGCCCUGAGGAAGGCCCUGAGUCAGAGGAGGAAACCGAAGACUAUAGAAAGUCGUGGAAGAGGAGAGAAGGGCUGACAGAGCCUCUUUCUGGAGUGGAAAGGUUUCGCCGUAUAUUUAAACGGGUACAACGUAAAGAGGGCUUUUCUCAUGUAGUCGAAUGCCUGAUAAGUGAAGUCGAGAGAGAGAGUUCAUCUGAAGAAGAAAGGGAAGAGGAGGAGGAGAAGAAGUUGAAAGAGGAGGAGGAAGAGGAGGAGGAGAAAGUGGAGGAGGAAGAAGAGGAGGAGGAGAAAGUGGAGGAGGAAGAAGAGGAGGAAGAGAAAGUGGAAGAGGAAGAGGAGGAGGAGAAAGUGGAGGAGGAAGAGAAGGAGGAGAAAGUAGAGGAGGAAGAAGAGGAGGAGAAAGUAGAGGAAGAGGAGAAAGUGGAAGAGGAAGAGGAGGAAGAGGAAGAGGAGGAAGAGGAAGAGGAGGAAGAGGAAGAGGAGGAGGAAGUGGAGGAGGAAAUGGAGGAGGAAAAGGAAGAGGAAGAGACUAAAAAGAGCAUGGGUCAGGAAGAGAUAGAAAGAGUGAGUGAAAUAAAAAAGAAAAAAGUGAGACGCUUAGUGGAAGAAGCAAGGAAGAAGAAGGUGGUGUUAAAAAGAGAAAAGCCUAAAGUACAGAAAGAAAGACGUAAGGUCCCACAAAGAAAGAAAGUAUUCCCUCCCAUUGGACUAGGAGUCACUGAGCUCAAAGAGGACAUUAUAAAGCUGGCAUCACGAGAAACGCUUCCUUGGAAACCAAGCCCAGCAUUUGAGGAGGUGGAAAAGAAGAGACCAUUUCUACUAGAAGAAAAACAAAUGUUCAGGGAAGAAAUGGCCAGAGCAUUUGAGAGAUCCAAGAAAUCCCUAAAGAAAAAGAUGAUGGAUAAAGAGAGGCAACUGUUGGAGAAGGAUGAGCUGGGACCUCUGGACAUUCUGGAUGUGAUGGCAGAGUACAAAACGCCAGCAGCGUUAAAACCGUUCACAACUCAGACGGUCAGACAGGCCCUGGAUGUCCACAGACUCCGCAAAAUGUCACAAGCCAAGAAGUGGCUUUUUCAGCACCACCCUCCCCGGGUGGGAAAAACAGUGGGCCUGCUGCCUCUGCCUAAGAUCUUGACAGAGGUGCAGCGCUCAGAGUUAGGCAUCUCAGAUAUAGAAUGGCUCCAUCGUGUCUUGAAACAGAUGGCGGCAGGAGAAGACCUUCCUAGAGAUCACUUCCACAGACUGUGUGGGCUUCUCAAGGACCUCACCUCAACGGGUGACCUGGAGUGGCUGCACCUGGCAAUCCUUGAAGCCAUUGUGCGCCGUCACAAGCAGAUUGUGGACUCUCGGAGCGCAGUGACUCCAAAGCCUAGCAGGGAACCCAUGAGGCCCAAACAUCUGAAAGUGAUUCCUCCCAUAAAGGGAAAGGAAAAGGAAAGCUGGCUGAAACCUUCAGCUGUCCCCGUACCAGGGUCCCCGUUAGCUACCAAAAGGGUUGCAGACCCAAAGGCUAGAUCCUGGCAUCUUCUCGGAGAGCCAUACAGAAGCACACGGCUGCAGCAGUUAUCCAGUGCUCUUGAGGAGAUGGAGACACAGUCUUUUGAUCCUACCACGAGAGAGCUUUUGGCCAGCGUUCAUUCUUCAGUAAACGAGCAGACCCUGGCACUAAUGCUUCAAAGAGACUUUGGGGAUCUUAAAGGUAAAAGCAGGUAUCCCAAACUGCCUAAGCUGGAGAAAAGGCCUAUCUCCCCCCAAAAGGAAGAGGUGCCUCCAUGGGAGACGUUUGUGGCACUCUACCAUGUUUUGCGGAUGCUACAGCAGCGGCAUGCCGAAGACACGGCUGCCUGGAUGGAAAACUUUUACCAGCUCAUGGACCUGUACCAGGUUAAGUCCCCCCGAAUCCAGAGGCUGCUGCUGGACCUGCUGCUGACACAAGUGCCUCGAGCCCGAGAGGUCAUCUUCAGCGAUACUCUGAAGGCCGUGGAGCUGGUGCCUGGGGAGCGGCUGCUGUACUGUCUGGUCUGUGGGAGCUCCCACGCCCCCUACAUUGCUGUGGAGCUCCGGGGUGUGGUGCCCCUCCCUGAACAGAAUAACGUGCACACCAUUCGUCCCAAAGGCAUUGCCAACUAUGGGAUCCUUGAGCUUGCCUGGAAGAGCCUGCCCCAAGCUGAUAUGCACCUUAUCAAGAAAGCCCCUCAUGUUACUGUUCCCACGCCCUAG
Messenger RNA from Psammomys obesus (fat sand rat), 8601 nucleotides. It is a transcript of the gene Wdr87, whose product is annotated as WD repeat domain 87. NCBI's taxonomy places the organism in Eukaryota, Metazoa, Chordata, Mammalia, Rodentia, Muridae. The record is from RefSeq and is a predicted model, not a curated record. The transcript is spliced from 7 exons. Gene Ontology annotation, molecular function: protein binding. Bases 1 to 8601 code for a protein of 2866 amino acids.